Schistosoma turkestanicum is the source of this 4606-nucleotide messenger RNA. NCBI's taxonomy places the organism in Eukaryota, Metazoa, Platyhelminthes, Trematoda, Strigeidida, Schistosomatidae. The record is from the annotation of a GenBank genome assembly.
AUGCUACAGGAACCCAUCCUUCAUCUAAGUUCGGAAAAGGAAAAUCUUAAUUCUACUUUCCUCUCUACCAUAUCUCAUUCCAGAAGAAAGGCUGAUAAGUCUAGCACCGAAGAUAUCAAGGGAUUUUGUAGAGUUACACAAGAAAAGAGAAUGCCGGGUCUUUCCACUACUCCUCGCACUCAGGGUCAUUGUAGGUCCGGAUCAACUAAUACUGAUCCUAUAUUCGUUCGUCCGAAUUCUCAAGUAUCCUCCAAACUGCGAGUAGUCGGUGAACCUACAUUGAAGAAGUCGUCUAGCUACCAAAAUAUAAAAACUGUCAAUAGCGGGAAAGGGCAGACAACAAUGCAUUUAUCUAAUCUUCAGGUUACUCAACCGGGUAAAAAAAGAAACCUUAAUUGUAAGCAAAAACACCACAACAGUGCUGCUAGCAUCCCUACAGUUUGUUCUAAAACCUCUGAGCUGACUUCGUCGGAACCUCAUUUUCAAACCCACCUUAACACCCAAUCUAACGCUCACCGCAUAUCUGUGAACAGUGACCUACUUUCACGUGUAGAAAGGGAGAAGAAGCAAUAUGAAGCUCGGAUAUCCGAGUUAACACAAGUCACAGAAACACGCAAGAUGGAAAUAGAGAAGUUAACAUUUGAAGUUCGCCGUGCUAAAGAAGAAGCAUCUAAAGCUGUUUUGUUGACAGAGGAAACUAAACUUGAAAAUAUCCAGCUCCGAAAUCAGUUGCUAGCCCUCGGAAGUCCAUGUAAAAAAGAUGGAGAUCAAAGUUCUUGCGUAGAAACCCAUCAGAACAUAAAAUCGAACACUACAGGUGCUAGUUCACGCAAGCUAUUCGCCUGCACUUCCUCUCCUCCUGAAUCACUUGGCACAACAACACGUCUUACCCCAGGUGGAGCUACCACUGCAUUUACUGGAGGUGUUACAGCUAGUUCAUUAUCAAGUGACUGGAACGACGUGGCACCAGGGUUUGACUUAUGCCCCACUGAAGAACCUACUGUAUAUGAUACUAACUAUGCAAGUGAUUUGGAAAAUAUUAGAAGUAAUAGAGACCAAAAAGAAAAUCCAGUUGUUAGUAUCGCCACUCUCCAAGGACGUUUAUUGCAAAUGGAAGAGGCCAACUAUACCACCAACGAAGAACUCCAGGCCACAUUACAAGAACUGUGGGAUUUGCAACGCAGUGUUGAUGAGGCUCAUGAAGAGGCUCACAGUCUUGCCUUUGAGCGCGCAAUUUUACUGGAAGCCCUUUCAACCCAAACUUCAAAACUAGAACACUGUCGAUUUCAAAUUGAACAGUUAAAACACUUGUUGCUCACAGAUCGUAGCGCCCAAACUCCUGGUUCACGAGAGAAUCACUUUUGCGAGUUAUAUGCUUCCAUCGAGCAAGAAAAACAAGUACUGCUAGGUCAGAAUAAUGACUUGGCUCAAAGUUCCGAAAGUCUUGCUCGUGAAUGUCGUAUUUUGACAGAAAAGGCGUCAGCUUUACAAGACAGUUAUGAUGCUUUAGAAGCCCAACAUUCUUCCUUAGAAAAAGUAUACCAAUCUGUUUCUUCAGAAUUAACGUCCCUUAAAAAUCAAAUUUCUGUGGAUUGCUGUCAGUGUUCACUGAAUAAACAGAAUGAUAAAUCAGAUCAUUUAAAAAGAGUUAACAUUGCCGUUCAAACUAAUUGUGUUUUGCUUAUUGACUCACUUGAAAACCCUCUCUCUGUAUCCGUUAAUGAGGAUAAAAAGAAACUGGGCGAAAUCACUGUUGAAUUGCAUAAAAUUAAAGAGAAGUAUGAAAUUCUACUUUGUGAACGUGACCGUGAGCAAACUGAAUGGCGAUUAUAUGAACGGGAUUUGCUAAAAGCAGUUCAAGUUGCUGAUGAAAUUAAAACUGAGUCCGAACUAGAAUCUCGUCGCCUAAACUCAGAGAACACAUCUCUCAAAGAACAAGUUGAAAAAUUAACUAAAGAUUCUACCCGUAUGAAUUCAGAAAUUACAGUAUUAAAAGAUAAAAUCAACUUAUUAUCAUCUAGAAAAAUUGGAAGUGAACAUCAAAACUUAACUUCUGAUUUUCAUUUAUCAUCAGAUAGAACGGAUAAGUCAAAUCGCGGUUCUACCUCAGUUUCAUCUACAUCUUCAUCAAACAAGCAAAUCUUAUCAAAUAAUCAGAAUAUUUGCCCGAGUAGUUCCGCUUAUCUUACAACAAAUACAACAACUAAUUCAUGUCGUUUAACACCUGGCACACUGACAGAUAAUAGUUAUGCUGGACGCAAUAGUAUAAUGCAUCCUUUUACUACACAUCGUUCCACUGGAUUUAAUCACACAAGUCACUUACAUUCUGCCUAUCCAGGUUCACCUGGAGCACCAGGUCGACCUAGUGCUUUAUCAACUGGGCCAACUGUACGCAGUUUAAUUCAAAGUAUUGAAAAUCAGGUCAAAGCGGUUCAACAUCAAAAACGCAGUACAACAUCUGUAUCAGUCAGCAGUUCACGUCCAGUCCGUUUAUACACUAAUACCAAUAAUGAUUAUAAUAAUGGGACAAAUAAUCGACAAAAUAUUUCAUCAUGUCUUAGUUUAAUGUCACCAACUGGAUAUCCUGGAAAGUUGACUACAUCUAGUAAUAACAAUAAUAUUAAUAAUGGGAGCACUAAUAAUGGAAACAAUAGUACUGGUAAUUCUACUUCAGCUCAUCAACUGAAAUCAAGGGCAACUAUCACUAAUCCUGUCAGUUCAUCAGAAGUUAAUUACAAACUGAAGAAUCAAGAAAAUACAGAUAUGAAUAGUUUGAUCCAUACAUCAGCACCUGGUGGACCAAGUUCCACUAUAUUAAAUAAUCAAAAUACAGUAAAGAAGUUUCCAUCAGAUAACAUUUCUACUACUAACAAUAAUAAUAGCAACAAUAAUCAACGUAACAUUAAAACACCACUUGGUACAUCAAGUAUCAUGAAUUCAACUGGAGCAACAGUGUUUGGUAAUAUGAAUCAAUUUACUAAAAUAGAUUCAAAAGAUGUUUUACUGAGACGUAAUAAUAGUGUUUGUGGAUCAAUUAUAAACCCUGGGUUGAACACUAAUAGUAAUAGCAAUAAUAAUAAUAAUAAUAUAAUUGAGAAUAGUAAUUCAUCGCCUAGUGUUGUACAAGUAUUUACUGCAAAUAAAAUUACUACUGAUCAUCCUACUACUACUACUACUGCUAGUGGUGAUGGAUCAUGCGACAAUUCCAAGACUGAUUUAAUGAUAAGACAUAGAGAAUCUCCAUCAAGAUCAUUAGAUUUAGUGAGUUUUCGACGUUUCACAUCGACAACUAUCCCAGACAGUAGUAGUAAUAAUAAUAAUAAUAAUAAUGUGAAGUUACAUACAGCCGCUGGUAAAAGUGCAACCAAUAUUAAUCCAAAUGAAAAUAAUCUUAAUUCAUUCAUACAUGAAUCUGACAUUACAACAACAACACCAACUGACACUCCUACAAAUCCUAAUAUUCUUAAUAAAAACUUACUGUCAACUAAUACUACUACUUCUACCACACAAGAUCAUCAUUCGAAUACAUCAACUAAUUUUCACAGUACUAGUAGUAUUCACCAAGUAUGGCAAGAUCCAUUACAAGAAUUAGCUAGGCUAACUGGAGCAGGUUCAAAACGUAAUGCUUUACUACGUUGGUGUCAAUCACGUGUAUUAGGUUAUCGUGGUGUAGAAGUGACCAAUUUCUCUAGUUCAUGGAAUAAUGGUUUAGCAUUUUGUGCUCUAUUGCAUACAUAUGUUCCAUCAAAAAUUCCAUGGAAUGAUUUAAUCACAUCAAAUGGUUUACCUAUUGAUAAACGAUAUUGUUUUGAAAUUGCUUUUAAAGUUGCUGAAAGUGAAGGUAUCCCAACUACACUUCAAUUACAAGAUAUGCUGACAACUGAACGACCUGAUUGGAAUUCUGUCAUGACUUACAUCACUUCAAUAUAUCGACAUUAUGAAGUAGAAGCGUUGAAUUCAUCUACUACUACAGGUAGUAUGGAUUGAUGGUGACAAUCAUAGCAGCAUCAAUGCGCAUUCUGGAUUAGUGUCUAAUACCGCUAUCUAAAUUUCUUGUUUUGUUUCUAUUUCUCUUCUCUAAUUGUUGUGAAUAUACAAUCUGGUACAUACCUACCUAAAUACAUAUAUCUAGUGUACUUUCAAAUCGGCUAAACACAGGGAUCUUUUUGUUAUCUUCAUUCUUUUUUUUUGAACAAAUUACAAACAAACAAAACUACAAAAAAACAGUCUGCAAUACGCUCAAUUUAUGUAUAUAACUACAAAUGAUCUUGUCUUCCUUUUAUUUGUUUGUUUGCAAUGGUUUUUCACUCAAUCUAGGACUAUAUACACAAUUAUAUUGCUCAACCUAAUUUUUCCCCCAUUGCAUUCUAUGCAUACAUGUGUAGAUAAAUAUUUCAACAAAAAAAAUAAUAAUUCAUGUAUACAUAGUAAACUAUCCCUUGGUUUUUGUGUUCUUUAUCCACCUACAUUUCUACCUAGUUUUAACAAUAUUUACAUUUUCUUAUUCUACAGAACACUUUUUUCUUCAUAAACAUGACAUUUUCAUUGUUUACCUGUUGAAAUAUAGCCUAAAUGACUGAGAUAUAGUUAUUUGUUGGCUACUAAA